AUGUUGUCAGUCGCAUCGCGCGCGAGCGCCCGCGCGUCACCCUCGAGCGCGUCGUCGUCGUCCCGCACGAGGUCGACGAGAAGUGGAUAUCGUUCGCGUCAUCGCGCCGUCGCGCGCGCGACGAGCGAGAAGGCGAAACCGGAUUGGGCCGGUGACGACGCGCUGUCCAAGCUCGUCGACGCCGCGAUCUCCAACGAGUUGCUGUACGAAAACAUCAUGAAACCGAUGGCACGAAGGACGCUGAUUCAGACGGCGGAGAAGAAUGGCAUUCAGUGGCGCGACGAGGCGAAGCGCCUGGAGGGCGACUCGAGGGUGUACGAAGCGUUCGAGGCGAUCAAGGACGAUUCGAUCGAAUACCCGGAGUAUUACUUGAAACCGUUUCACGCGUACAGCGAAGGGAAUUUAUGCUGGCUCGCCGCUACGGAGGCGAGAAGCGCGACGUAUUCCAUGGCGCUCCGCGUUUGGCCCAAGGAUAGAAUCACGGCGGAGACGGCGCAGCAAAGGUUGAGAGACUCGUACACCGACACCGUGCGCGCGCAUCGAGAAAAGUAUAACGAGGCCACUGACGUCGAGCCGAAGAAAAUUCUCGACGUUGGGUGUUCGGUGGGGAUGUCGACGCGCUACUUGAGCGAGGCGUUUCCGCAAGCCGAAAUCGUGGGACUCGAUUUGUCGCCGUACAUGCUCGCCGUGGCGAGCGUGAGUGAUCAAGGCGUGGAAGGAAGCGAGCGACGCACGUGGGUUCACGGUAAAGGCGAAGACACCAAGUACUCCGAUGCGACAUUUGACAUCGUUUCGCUCGCCUUUGUGAUUCACGAGUGUCCCGAGAACGCGACGGCGGCGCUCAUGAAGGAGGCGCAUCGCGUGUUGAAACCGGGCGGUACGUUUGUGAUGACGGAUAACAACCCGCAGAGUCCGGUAAUUCAAAAGCUUCCACCGGCGUUGUUCACGCUCAUGAAGUCUACGGAGCCGCACUCGAACGAAUAUUACACCAUCGACGUGCAGCAAAUGUUGACAAACGCCGGUUUCGAAAACGUGCAUCAAGAACAAACGGAUCCGCGUCACCGCACCGUGUGCGGGUCGAAGAAAAUGUAAGCGCCGUGUAGGGCUCUACUCAUUAAUAGUACCAUGCAAUUACAACACCUCCUCUUGUCCGAGCUC
Ostreococcus lucimarinus CCE9901 is the source of this 1158-nucleotide messenger RNA. RefSeq lists its product with no specific name. The record is from RefSeq and is a predicted model, not a curated record. The transcript has a single exon. Bases 1 to 1092 code for a protein of 363 amino acids. NCBI's taxonomy places the organism in Eukaryota, Viridiplantae, Chlorophyta, Mamiellophyceae, Mamiellales, Bathycoccaceae. Gene Ontology annotation, molecular function: S-adenosylmethionine-dependent methyltransferase activity.